Molecule: messenger RNA, 8244 nt
Organism: Chlorocebus sabaeus (green monkey)
Lineage: Eukaryota; Metazoa; Chordata; Mammalia; Primates; Cercopithecidae
Gene: CDON
Product: cell adhesion associated, oncogene regulated
Biological process (GO): cell-cell adhesion; nervous system development
Molecular function (GO): protein binding
Source: RefSeq, a predicted model, not a curated record
CGGCUCGCGCGGCUAGGUGCGAGGAGACCCGGGACCCCACGCCCGCCCGCCCUGCCCAGCGCCCCCGCCCCGGCGUGCGAGGCGCCGCUCCCUCCUCUGCCCUGCGCGGUGCAUGGAGGGGCCCGUUCGGAUCGCAGCCGCCGCCACCGUAGCCGCCGCCGCGCGCGCGCCAGGGGAUGACCUGGGGGUGGCUUUCCGAGCCGGCUGCCGCGCAGGAGGUCUGGAGGCUUAGCCAGCCCCGCGGAGAGUGAACCAAGGCCUGGGUUUUGCUCUGGAAGCCUGUCCUGCCUGCUUCUGUCAUCUGGCGCUAUGCAUCCGGAUCUUGGAGCCUUAUGUACACUGCUAUAUGUUACUCUUACAGUUCUGUGCUCUUCUGUGAGUUCAGACUUGGCACCUUAUUUUACUUCUGAGCCACUCUCUGCCGUCCAGAAACUUGGUGGACCUGUAGUACUACAUUGUUCUGCCAAACCUGGGACCACUCAUAUCUCAUGGUUGCAUAAUGGAAAAAAAUUGGAUGGAAACGUGGAACAUAUUAAGAUUCAUCAGGGGACUUUGACAAUUCUUUCUCUUAACUCCUCCCUUUUGGGUUACUACCAGUGCCUUGCCAACAAUAGCAUCGGUGCCAUUGUGAGUGGCCCAGCAACAGUAUCUGUGGCAGUUCUUGGUGAUUUUGGUUCAUCCACAAAGCAUGUUAUUACAGCAGAAGAAAACAGUGCUGGUUUCAUUGGCUGCAGGGUACCAGAGAGUAACCCCAAAGCUGAGGUGCGCUAUAAAAUCCGGGGAAAAUGGCUGAAACAUUCCACAGAGAAUUACUUAAUCCUUCCAUCAGGAAAUCUUCAGAUUUUGAAUGUAUCCUUAGAGGACAAGGGAUCAUACAAAUGUGCAGCUUAUAAUCCUGUCACACAUCAAUUAAAAGUUGAACCUAUUGGCCGAAAGCUCCUUGUGAGUCGUCCUUCUUCAGAUGAUUUUCACAUUCUUCACCCCACCCAUUCACAGGCAUUAGCGAUUCUUUCUCGUAGCCCCGUAACCUUGGAGUGUGUGGUGAGUGGGGUCCCGGCUCCUCCAGUGUACUGGCUAAAGGACGGGCAGGACAUUGCACCAGGAAGCAGCUGGAGAAGGUUGUAUUCUCAUCUUGCCACAGAUAGCAUUGACCCAGCGGACUCUGGAAACUAUUCCUGCAUGGUGGGAAACAAGUCUGGAGAUGUAAAAUAUGUGACUUACAUGGUUAAUGUACUUGAACAUGCUUCCAUUUCUAAAGGACUACAGGAUCAGACAGUGUCUCUGGGUGCCACAGUACACUUUACCUGUGACGUUCGUGGGAACCCAGCCCCCAACUGUACCUGGUUUCACAAUGCACAGCCUAUUCAUCCUUCCGCACGACAUCUAACUGCAGGAAACGGACUGAAAAUCAGUGGGGUUACCAUGGAAGAUGCUGGGAUGUAUCAGUGUGUAGCAGAUAAUGGGAUUGGAUUUAUGCAGUCUACUGGAAGACUUGAAAUUGAAAAUGACAGUGGAUUCAAGCCAGUUAUAAUUACAGCACCAGCAAGUGCACAGGUGGCAGACGGAGACUUUGUCGCUCUGUCCUGCAAUGCCAGUGGGAUGCCGGUUCCAGUCAUUCGUUGGUAUGACAGCCAUGGAUUGAUAACCAGCCAUCCAUCUCAAAUCCUGAGAUCUAAAUCCCGAAAAUCACAGUUACCAAGACCUGAGGGCUUGAACCUGGAGCCUGUGUACUUCGUCGUGUCCCAAGCUGGUGCAAGCUGUCUCCAUAUUCAGGCUGUGACUCAGGAACAUGCGGGCAGAUACAUCUGUGAAGCCACAAAUGAACAUGGUACCACACAGGCGGAAGCAUCUCUCAUGGUUGUUCCUUUUGAAACAAAUACAAAAGCAGAGAUAGUCACACUUCCUGAUGCUGCUCAGAAUGAUGAAAGAAAUAAGAGAGAUGGUUCAGAAACCAGGUUACUGAGCUCAUUUCCAGUGAAGGUCCAUCCCAGUGCAGUGGAAUCAGCGCCAGAGAAAAAUGCCAGCGGCGUCUCGGUUCCUGACGCCCCCAUCAUACUGAGCCCCCCACAGACCCACACGCCAGACACGUACAACCUGCUGUGGAGGGCAGGCAAGGAUGGUGGGCUGCCCAUCAAUGCUUACUUUGUGAAGUAUCGAAAGCUGGACGAUGGGGUUGGCAUGGCAGGAAGCUGGCACACGGUUCGAGUCCCAGGAAGUGAAAACGAGCUCCAUUUAGCUGAGCUGGAGCCGUCUAGUCUUUACGAAGUCUUGAUGGUAGCAAGAAGCGCGGCAGGUGAAGGCCAACCUGCCAUGCUUACUUUCCGAACCAGCAAAGAAAAAACAGCAUCAUCAAAAAAUACCCAGGCAUCCUCUCCGCCCGUGGGCAUCCCUAAGUAUCCUGUUGUUUCAGAGGCUGCAAACAACAAUUUUGGAGUGGUACUUACAGAUUCCUCUAGGCACAGUGGAGUUCCAGAGGCACCAGAUCGGCCUACCAUCUCCACUGCGUCAGAGACGUCAGUCUAUGUCACUUGGAUUCCUCGGGCAAAUGGGGGUUCUCCAAUCACUGCCUUCAAAGUCGAAUAUAAACGGAUGAGGACCAGCGAUUGGCUGGUGGCAGCUGAAGACAUCCCUCCUUCCAAACUUUCAGUGGAAGUUCGUAGUUUAGAACCAGGUUCAACAUACAAAUUUAGGGUCAUUGCCAUCAACCAUUAUGGUGAGAGUUUUCGGAGUUCAGCAUCUCGCCCUUAUCAGGUGGCUGGGUUCCCCAGUCGCUUUUCCAACCGUCCAGUAACUGGACCCCACAUUGCGUACACAGAGGCUGUCAGCGAUACUCAGAUCAUGCUAAAGUGGACGUACAUUCCAUCCAGUAACAAUAACACUCCCAUUCAAGGAUUUUAUGUCUAUUACCGACCAACAGAUAGUGACAAUGACAGUGAUUACAAGAGGGACGUUGUAGAAGGUUCAAAGCAGUGGCACAUGAUUGGCCACCUCCAGCCAGAAACCUCCUAUGACAUUAAAAUGCAAUGCUUCAACGAAGGAGGAGAAAGUGAAUUUAGCAAUGUGAUGAUCUGCGAGACUAAAGUGAAACGUGUUCCUGGGGCUUCUGAAUAUCCUGUCAAAGACUUGAGUACCCCUCCAAAUUCUUCGGGAAGUGGAGGAAAUGUGGGGUCUGCAGCCAGCCCUGCUAGAAGCAGUGACAUGUUAUAUCUGAUCGUUGGCUGUGUGCUGGGCGUCAUGGUCCUCAUUCUGAUGGUUUUCAUUGCAAUGUGCCUGUGGAAGAAUCGCCAGCAGAAUACCAUACAAAAAUAUGACCCACCAGGAUAUCUCUACCAAGGAUCAGAUAUGAAUGGGCAGAUGGUAGAAUACACCGCUCUCUCGGGAGCGAGUCAGAUAAAUGGAAAUGUUCACGGAGGCUUCCUAACCAACGGCGGUCUCAGCAGUGGCUAUUCCCACCUUCACCGUAAGGUCCCCAACGGAGUCAAUGGAAUUGUGAAUGGGAGCCUAAAUGGAGGACUUUACUCUGGGCACACCAACUCUCUACCCAGGACACAUGUGGAUUUCGAACAUCCUCGUCAUCUAGUGAAUGGUGGUGGAAUGUACACGGCCGUGCCUCAGAUUGACCCUCUGGAGUGUGUUAACUGCCGAAACUGUCGAAACAACAAUAGGUGUUUCACCAAAACCAACAGCACUUUCAGCAGCAGCCCUCUCCCUGUGGUCCCUGUAGUAGCACCUUAUCCUCAGGAUGGUUUGGAAAUGAAGCCCCUCAGUCACAUGAAGGUGCCUGUAUGCCUGGCUUCUGCAGUCCCUGAUUGUGGUCAGUUGCCUGAGGAGAGCGUCAAGGACAAUGUGGAACCAGUCACUACUCAGCGUACCUGCUGUCAGGACGUUGUAAAUGACGUCAGCUCUGAUCGCGCAGAAGAUCCAGCAGAGUUCUGCAGAGGUCAGGAAGGCAUGAUCAACCUUGGGAUUCCAGAUCGUCUUCAGUUAGCUAAGAGCUGUGUAUGGGAAGGAGACAGCUGUGCCCAUUCAGAAACAGAGAACAACAUUGUAAGUUGGAAUGCUCUUAUUUUGCCACCUGUCCCAGAGGGCUGUGCUGAAAAGACAACGUGGUCUCCACCUGGCAUUCCUUUAGACAGCCUGACAGAGGUCCUUCAGCAGCCCCAGGAAACCUGAGGAUGUGCAAACAGCCAGUCAUUUUCCGACUUCAAGCCAGUAACUGCACAAAACAGGCCUGGGAGUGAACUGUGUGAAGGACCUUAAUUCAGAUCAGAGAAAAUCAUUAUUUAUUUUUUUGUAGUAGUAAUGUCAUAUGAAUGUAUCUUAAAAUGUGUGCCCUUUUAUAUUAUUUAUGCCUUAAAUGUUUUCUUCCCCAUUCCUUCCUCCCCCUCAGUAGGAAGCAACCUUGUUUUGCAUAGUAUUCAGUCACCUGGAGGGCCAAGGGGUCCUUCCAUGUUUUCUAACAGCUACAGUGAUAGCAAGAGCUCCUCAUGCAAAGGAUCCCAUCUCUUGGCUGUUUUGGCUGAGAGGGAAUGCAGGGGCCAAUUGAAGGUUGCCACCAGCUGGGUUUUCAGGUAGAAAAUGAUCUUUUAAUAGUGUAUUCUCAGACUUUUUUUUUUUUUUUUUUUUGAGAUGGAGUCUUGCUCUGUCAUCCAGGCUGGAGUGCAAUGGCUUGAUCUCGGCUCACUGUGACAUCUGCCUCGCGAGUUCAAGCAAUUCUCCCGCCUCAGUCUCCCGAGUAGCUGGGACUACAGGCAUACAGGCACCUGCCACCACACCCGGCUAAUUGUUUUGUAUUUUUAGUAGAGACAAGGUUUCACCAUGUUGGUCAGGCUGGUUUUGAACUCCUGAUCUCAAGUGAUCCACCGGCCUCCACCUCCCAAAGUGCUAGGAUUACAGGCGUGAGCCACCACACCCGGCCUGUGUUACCAGACUUUCUGAGAACACUUUGAAGUCAACUGCAGUUGUGACCCGUGUUUAUAAUAGCAGACCUGGCUGGCGAAUUUUACAAGAGUGCCUUCCACAGAAGUGGUGAUGUGACCUGUUGACUUUCUAUCUGCACGUGGGCACAAGUGAUGUUCAGUUUGCUAGGCACUAGUCAUGGUGUUGUGGAUGUGGUGGAGUGUAAGGUCUUGAUGAAUUAUGGCAGUAUGCAGAAAAGAAACCAAGGCCAGAGAGACAAAUAAUGCCUAAUGUCCCACUGCUUUAAAAUUAAUUUAUCAAAUGGCUACUGUGGGGCUCUCUUUGACCGUUUCUAGGAGUAGGAACAAAAUAAGACAUUAAGUGGUGGCUUGAAGAGAAAGAUACACAUUUUUAGAAGAAAGGGGAAGGCUGCAGGGAGCCCGUCUUGGUGGGAGCUCUGCAGUCUGUUGGAUUCGCGUAGGAAUAUGCUCAUGGUGCCCUGACGCUGAAGCUAGUCAUCCCCCAUCUCCAGCAUAGGCAGCAGCCGGCAGGGGUGAGUGUCAGAAAAGACUUACGUUGGAAGAAAAGAGUUGUUUUUUUUUUUUCCUGAAAUUUCCUGACACCUCUUUCAGAAUGUCACCCUUGUAAACAGGCACCCAAAGCGUUGGUCAGCAGAGCUCCUGACCACGGCUGCCUUUGUGUGACAAGGACAUUUGCAGCUGCCUUUGGAAGGCUCUUCACAUUAAAAAGCAAUAAUUAUAUCAGUGUGUUUCAUAGCUUGAGUCAAGCUUUCAAGGAUCACUGCUCCUUUUUGCAUUAUGCAUCCAUUUGGGGAAAGAAACAGAAAAUUAUUCUCUUUAUAUAGAGUCAAGCAAUUCCAGCAGAAGUGAAGAAAUGUUAGUUUCCCAGAAAUCGCAGUGAAAUAGAAUAUAAUACUAUGUUAACCAACUUUCUGUAUAAAUGCAUCAGUAUUCCCUUACAUAUGUCUAUAUAUUUUAUAAUAGAACUGUUAGUGAAAAUGUGCUUGUUUAAGCUGGGUCACUAUGCAAGAGUUACUUCCAGUAGAAUGUAGUGAAUGUAGUUCCCUAGUCAGAUAUUAGGGAUGCUGUAGACCCAAGUUCUACAUUCCAGAUGUCCGUGCCUAUAGUAUACUGGAUUUAUUCUUCAUGUUGCUUAGAUGCAAUUAGCUCUGGAGGGGGAUAGCUGCAUCCCUUAUUUCUGGGACUAGCAAAGGACGAAGUCCCAGCGUGCAGAAUAUGAAAACAUACCCUGUGUUAGCCAAUCAAGUUACAGCAGUGCUGUCACAAAGGGAGUUUCAGAAAACAGGCGAGUCAAUGUCCAUAGACAGCCAUUUUGAUUCAGGAAACAGGUGUAUUAGCAUGAGCCUUAGGUCAUGAACUGCUUUUAAAGAUUGAGUUUGAAUAUGGGAUCUGUCCACGAGGAAGAGAAAAUGGCUUUACCUUUAGGACAAUCUCAUUGUGGACUGCUUUAUUUAUAUUAUUAGUAACGCUGUUUUAAGUGUUAUUCUUUUUAUUGUAUUUUAUUUAUAAAAAAUGCCUUUAUAUAUUGAAAUAUAUAAAUAUAUAUAUACACACACACACAUAUAUAUAUAUAUAAUUGCCUUUAUGUUUAGGCGGUAUGAGUUCUCCCUAAGCGUGAGUUGGCUCUGAACUUUUCUCCCUGCACAGGCACCCAAACCUAAUGUCACUUCACCAGGAAAUGAGAGGGCAUGGUACGGUGUGAGAGAGAGCACUAACGCGUGUUGAAUAACUGCUGUGUACCAGGCACUGUGCUCGGUGCUUGUUACUGUUAACUCAUUUAAACCUCACAACACAUCUACAAAGUUGGCAUUAAAAUCCCCAAGUCACUCAGUGAGCCAUGGGACCUGAAUCCGAACCCAGUUUAUCUGGAGCCAUAAUCUGGGCUCCUCCCAUUUUUCCAUCCUGCUUUCCACAAGCAUGGCAGUUCACUCUUUGGAUAGAACCAGUCCCGUUCCGUAUGCUGUGAUCUGUCCCUGCUGUGGAAUUCCUCCAAGGCUCCAGUGCGGUAGCCGGAGAAGCUGCCCUCUGGCCUCUGUGGGCAGAGCUCCGCUUAUGACUUCGUCUUCCAGGAGUCCACAUUUCUCCCCUUGAUGCACCCGUCUGCCACCUCCACCUGGAAAUUUGAGCUUUACUGUGCUCAGUGAUCAGGAAAUUGGUCACGCCUCUUCAUGUUCCUUCUCAUCUAGAAUUCUGUGUGAUUGUUUUAGCGUUAAACUGCCCUGCUCCCACUGUAUCAUUUCACUAUCUCCUUUUAAUGUUUUUCUUUCAGUUUUGCACUGACAGUCUGGUGUCAGGUGCUGCCAGGGUGCAAGUGAAGUGGCAAUGUUCUAAACCUUUUGAAGUGUUCUUAGCAAAAGCCUUUCUUUCUGGGUUUUGUUUUUGUCCAAUGAGUCGAUGAAGACUCAGUGCAUCCAUCUUGGACUGAUGGUGCCACAGAUCUCAUUCCAGCUCCAGCACUGCCAGGACGUGAAGUUUAUGAUUGAAUUUUACCUGUGUUGCUCUCUUUUAAAGUAAUGACUUUGAGAUGCAUGCUUUGUAUCAUAUUGAAAAGUAUGUUUGAUAUUCCUUAAAGUUGUAAUGUUGUGUGUGAAACUGUACAUAUUUUAAAUGAUGUAGCUUUGGCAGGUUUUAUUUGGUUGACAUGAUUUUAUAUUAAAAGAGAACGCUGCUUUCAUAUAGCUUAGCCCCUGAAGGUGGGGCUACUCCCCGUUUGUACAACGCUGCUUAUAGUUUGUGACUGGGGUCGGCGAAUGUCUUACUCUGAAAUUCUUUGGAGCCUCCACCCCUGUCCUGCCCUGAAACUCCCCUGUGCACACCCCUUCUGUUCUGGCUGCAGAGACCAAGGCCCCGAAGGAGCAGGAUCUUGGGCAAGUGUUUUAGGGGAGGCUGAGAACAUGCCUGAGCCUGGGGGGCGAUGCGGAGGCAGGCCCAGCUCCUCUGGGCAGCUUUGCAUUUGUUUGGAAGGAAGGGAGGUGGGUAGGAGAGGAGCUUGGAAGGAUGAGGGGGAGUGGUCCUGCCUCACACAUUGUUUAUUUUUACCGUUAACCUAGGGCCACAUUGUUAUGAACUCCAGUAUAGAAAUUUAGCCUUGUGAAAAAGUGUUGUUUUACUGCCCUAAGAAGAUACACAUCUCUAGGCAUCUCUGACUAGACAGCCAACAAAGUCUUUUGCAUCGGGUGUGGCCCUUUUGUAUUUUAUUUCCUGUAUUUAAAUAAGCCUUCCUUACACCCUAGCCCCAGCGCUGAGAGCUUUGAGGGUAGCUGAAACCCCUUAUCUAAUAAAGUCUAACUCUGUGAGAACCACA